GCAUUUUAGCAAUAUGUGUGUUUAUCUUUAGAUUGAUGUGAUAAAUUGUGUCGUGGCUGGGCGUAUUUUACCGCAAGAGUGUUAUGUUUUUACUACGUCGCGGAAGGAUCUAAUUUUCUCGAGCGAGGGUCGACACAUCCGCCCAGUUUUCCGAUGUUUCAUUCCCCCCGAGUUGAAAAUGGAGUUCGAUUAAAGCAGAUGUCCACCAACUUCUCAAGGAAAUUCAAGUGUAGAGGCUUUUACUUUGCGUGUCGGUGUUGAUAGUGGAAGCGGUUGUAGUCUUUUUUUGGCCGCUUUGGAUGCCUUUACUGCACAUUACGCGGACACGUUGACGGAGCAACGCUCCACAGCGCUUUUUCAAGUGUUGUCCUGGACCUGAAGUUGGCGAAUGGAUGCUCGACAGCCAGCCAUAAAUAACCUGCCAAACGCUACAGCCUUCAGCAAUCUCUACAUUUUUUGAGGAUCUAUUCACGUUUAUUUUUUGUGGUCAAAGCGGUGGGAUUUGUUGUUCGUCGAGCAAGGAUGAUGCCGCUGGCCCAUUUGUUAUGGUCGGAUUUUACUUCCAGGGAGGAUAAAAUGAAUCAACGAUUAUCAUUCCUCCUCGCGAUUUAACGUUAGGUUCCAAGGCAGCGAGGCUAACGUUAAGCUAGCAAGCCCCACUUUUGGGGGGCUUUCACAGGGGACGCUUAGUUUAGGGCAUGCCAGCCAUUUGUACAUCGUUUACUUACUAUCCGAAAUAGGGGUCAUUUCUACAUGUGAAGGAAAAUGGUGAUAUUUGUGGUAUUUUAUCCCGCCGUCACUGCGUCGUCGAUGCUAUUGCUAGGAUUUGGAUCCCCGUGAGGAAAAAAAUGAGUGAAGAUUCAACCAAUCCAAACAACGAUGACAGUUAUGCGCGUGUGAGAGCAGUGGUCAUGACUCGGGAUGACUCCAGCGGUGGGUGGCUUCCCCUGGGGGGCGGAGGCCUUAGCUGUGUCACCGUCUAUAAGGUCAGCCGGGUGGAGGACAGCGGCAGCACCCACAGCGGAGGCAGCGGAGGAAGCAGCAUCAACCUCAGCCCCUGUAGCUCCAGUCCUAGUCCCAGCCCCAGCCCCAGUCCCAGCCCCACCGCUGUGGAAUUUCACAUCAAGGGCGAGCGGCUCAAAGACAAAUUGGUGGUGCUGGAGUGUGUCCUGCAGAAAGACCUCGUAUACAACAAGGUCAACCCCAUCUUCCACCACUGGAGGAUCAACGACAAGAAGUUCGGACUGACUUUCCAGAGCCCUGCUGACGCCCGCGCCUUUGACCGGGGCAUACGUCGGGCCAUUGAGGACAUCAACCAAGGUUGUCGGCCGUUUGGGGAAGGGGAUACUCCUGAGGAUGGACUACCGGUGUGUGAUGAGCCUCCCUCCAUCUGUACCCCAAUGAAAGAGCCCUUCUCUCCCCUCAACAACGUCGUCUCCACCGAGCCAUUCAGGGGCUGCUACGUCCGCGCCCAGCCCUUCGACGAGUUCCCCUCCAGCAACCGCCGCUACCUGCCUCCACAGGUCUCCUUUAAGACGACUCGUCAUGUCAGCUUUCACAUGGACGAAGAGGAGAUCGUUCGCAUCAACCCACGCAAAGAUGUGCUCAUCCGCGGCUAUGAGGACUACCGCCACCCUGUCAUGUGGAAACAGGAAGCUGACCGAGAAGACCUGGACUUCCCCACCGCCUUCCACAAACUGGACAGUAAGAAGUGCGAGUACCUUUUCCCCGACGGCCCCGGUGGGGACUCCCACUCUGGCCCUGGCAUGGGCAUUGGAACAGGUAUGGGGCUGGGGCUGGGCAAGGACACAGCCAUCAAGACCCAACCCUCGCCCCUGCUCAAGUCCAAGAAGGGCCGGCGGCGGCGAGAGGACGGCGAGCGCUCGCGCUGCAUCUACUGUCGGGAGAUGUUCAACCACGAAGACAACUGGCGGGGGCAGUGCCAAGACGCCCCCGACCCCAUCAAGCAGUGCAUCUACAAAGUCAGCUGCAUGCUGUGCGCCGAGAGCAUGCUGUACCACUGCAUGUCCGACUCCGAGGGCGACUUCUCAGACCCCUGCUCAUGUGACACAUCUGACGAGCAGUUCUGCCUGCGCUGGCUGGCCCUGGUGGCGCUCUCCUUUAUCGCGCCCUGCAUGUGCUGCUACCUGCCCCUGCGCGCCUGCCACCACUGUGGCGAGGCCUGCCGCUGCUGUGGGGGCAAGCACAAGGCCGCGGGGUGACCCGACGACGGAUUCUGGGACACCCUCAAAGCUAGCUAACACAGGAAGUGGAUAAAAGCGGAAAAUUAAAAGCCGGCAUCCUUUUUUCAUUCCCCUCUCAGACGGGGUGAUAUGUUGUUGAUCCCCAGCUCUGAGGGCUUUUGGAGAUUUCAGUUUGUGUUUGUCGCCGACAAGCAGCAGUGGAGGACAAACCAUAUGCUUUGUGGGAGCUCUGAGCAUCAAGCUAAGUUCAGGAGCUUAAUCUGAGGAGAGGAGGAGGAGGCAGCGUCAAGAUUAAUAGACUUGGAGAUGUUACUAAACACACCUGUACACACACACACUCUCAAAACACACACACCUCUCUCUCACACGUUCACACUCAUGCAUUGACAAAGCCAGGCCACAAAUGUCAGAACUCUACUACAAGAAAUGUGUAACUUUAUGAAGGAAAUUUGUCUUUUGUACAGAGAGCGACAACUUAAUGACAAAAAAAGAAAACAAAACUAUUCUGCGUUCAGAAAAACUACUUGCUGUUUGAGUAUGCUAAAAGGGAUAUGUUCUUGCUUUUUUGUGAAUUUACAGUUGGGUAACAGUGGCCUUUCCUUCAUGGCUUAAGCAUUUGCUGACAAUGUAAUUACUAGACAGAGAAAAGUGCACUAGAAAUGGUAUUUUCCCCCUCUGAGUAAAGGUAACCCUCUCAAAUUCUUGUGGUACAUUAACCACCAUAUGUAGAGUAAUUUUAACAUUUGAGAGAUGUUGCUGUGGUGGAUGUAUGGCCAAUUCCUUAUUUUCCUUUCCAUCGAAUGUUGACAAAAAAAAAUCACAAGGCUUGUUUUUGAAGGUAUACAGCUUGGUAUAGCUUUUGACGUUAAUUUAGAAGAUGUUAAAAUGAUUACCUUGCUCUCCCAAGGUGAUUUAGACCAUUUGAUUGCAUUCCAAAAUAAAGGGAUCGAUUCCAUUAUUAGAAGGGAAGAAUAAUGGUAAUGACUUUACCAUGCCGAGUUCCCCCAAAAAUAGUUUUUUUCCAUGUCAUACAAAUAGCAUUAGAACCUCUUGAACCAUUUAAAUUGAAUCCAAUACAUUGAAAUUUCAUUUACUCCAGUGAAUUUCAGUUUUAGUCCAGUUAUUUACUGCUGUAGUGAAAUUGGUGUUUUUGUUUAUUUGUUAUUUUCCUGCUCAUUUUUUUUACAAUUAUUUUUGAAACAAAGGCUGAAAUGUUGCUCAACCAGCAAGUUUUGUUUCGGUGAGUAAAAGGGGUUACAGUGCUCCUUGGUUACACGAUGAGGCACUUAAAUUAGGUUAUUCUUUUAUUGAGAGUCCGUCAGAUUUUUUUUAAAUUGACUAAUUUAACAUUCAAUUUGGCUUGGAGGGUAAAACAAACCCUCCUGAAAGCACUGCUCUCCAAGCUUUGGUUGCAGCACCCUCUCCAAAUUUCCAUGUUUGUCCCAUGAAUCAGUUUUUAUUUCUUCUUUUUGUUUUAUUUCCCCUCACAUCCUGUGUACAUGUAGUAUUUCUUUGUUCCUCCAGAGUCCACUCCUCCUGUAUGUCUUCAUUUAACAGGCCGCGAGUGAAUGAAUGCAUUGUUUCAGGAAUGCUGAGUAUCUUAGCUAUUAAAAACAACAUACAGGUGUUAUGUAUGUGUUGUGUGUGUGUGUGUGUGUGUGUGCAUAGGUCUUCAUAUGCACUGUUGAUUUGGUGUCAUGUAACGUCACCACUGACUAUGUGAUUAAGGCUUUUGGCUUGUAACAGCGUCCUGUUUCCCAAAGCAUUUUUGUCUGUCGAACAAAGAGGCGAUCAAACUGUUGAAGGAGUUGUGUGACAUUUUGAGGAAUUUACUUAUUUGCUUUCUUUACGAAGGUUAGAGGAGAAGAUUGAUCUCACAAUUUUAUCUGUCUGUUGUUAAAGCUGGAGCUAGCAGAUGUUUAGCUUAGCAUAAAAACUGGAAAAAAGGGCACAAACAGCUCGCCUGGCUCUGUCCUAAGAUAAAAAAAAAAUUCCCCUACUAGCACCUGUAAAGCUCACUGAUUACUAACUUGUUCAAAAACCAGACUUUACAAUCACAAUUUGUGGUUUCAUGUGGGACUAUUUCUUGGAUGGGCUCAGAAACUAACUGGAGUUUUUGCUUGGCAGCCUGGUGGUGACAGCGGGACUCCAGGAAGUCACUGUGCCCAUCCAAGAAGUAGUCCCACACAUGACUCCCAGUAAAACCACAAAUUGUUAUUCUUACACUUUGGGUUUUGUUCAGAGGACACACACAAGAUUUAGAGUGUUUCCAACUGCGCACACAAGCGCUAACACCCGCUAACAUCUGGCUUUUGUAUUAUACCCAGGGCAAAUUAAUGUGCAGUAGUGAAGGGUAUUUACUGGAUCCAGCUUCAUUUGGCUCUGAUCUGCAGUGAUGGAAAUACAACACCUGGGUGUUCGUGCUAACUUUAGCCAGGUUGCUAGCGAUGUGCCGCCACAAAAUCCCCUCCUCUGUCAAAGCAGCGCUCGAAUAUUGUUCCAAAUAUAGUCAGCACCGAAUUUGAAAGAGAUACUUAAGUAGUAAGUACAAGAUAUAAAAAGUAACUUUAGGUUACCAGGGUAACCCCGGUUCUGUGAUAACGUCACUCGGUAUCUCACUAUGGGAUGCACCAUGAUCAUGACCAAUCUUGCUUUUUUCCAUGAUCGGUCAUGUCUGAAGGCGCUUCCCAUACUGAGAUAAAGAGCGAGGUUUCAAAGAGAACCAUCGUAACAUUUUCACUGGCCUCCAUGCACUUUUUACGGUUUACUAACCUGUUUUCCAGCCUGUCCGUGACAUCGAACAUAACAUGCCAGUAAAAAAACAGUGUUAAAAACCUGCGUACAUGCUCUAAUUUUGGUGGAAAUAGGGUAUAAGUGAGCUUUAGCAGUAGGAAGAUUUUGAUACCUUUGGACAGAGCCAGGCUAGCCGUUUCCCUGUGUUUCCAGUCCCAAUUCUAAACUAAGCUACCUAGCUGCUGGCUCUAGCUUUUUAUUCAAUGGCUAGGUACGAGAGAAGUAUCAUUUUUCUCAUCUAACUUGCAACAAGAAAGCAAAUUAGCUCCCAAAAUGUCAAACUACUCCUUUACAAUCCUUUGGGAAACAGGAAGUCUAGUUGUGUUUGAAUCCCAUUUCCCACCCAAACGAGUAAAACAGUUUAAAUCGCUCAAGAAAACCAUCGCUGACUCAAACUAGUCGGAACAACGACAAACUCCCAACAGUAGUAACAGUUCAGUUUGGACGUGUGGCUGCAAUAACUGUUGAAAUCAUCCCGAACAAAGGCAUCGGCAUGUUUGAAAUUAGCGCUACUUGUGAUUCGCCUCAGCAGAUUUGGCACAACGUCCUGCAACGUGCUGUUGCUAACACAUAUGCAUCUCCUCUCACCUCCUGCUUAGAUAUAACAUAGUGGCGCCUCGGUCUCUUGACCCAACUGGAUUACUGGUGACACGUUUAUUCUCCUAAUCCCACCCCCGACCCAACGCUCCCUUUACUUUCUAUGCAAACUUUCUAACGUGGGAAACACACUGACCUCUCUGCAGACUGAGUCAGUGACGGGACAGGACACUUUAACGCUAUCUAUAGGUAGACGACCGACCCCUGGUACCAAACUCCAAAACGAACCUGUAAAUACUUAACACUAUAUUUAAGUUCUGAUAAUAAUCCCAGCUUUGUUUUGUCUUUGAAAUUUUAAAGAUAGAGCUGUAUUUAUCGUUGCUGUCAGCAUAUACUGUAGCUUCAAUUGACAGCAUUAUGUACAUAGGUCACCUUUUAGUAUUAUUUCACAUUGAAAAGUAGAGGGCGUCUGCGAUGGAGAACGACUAUUGAGCUUCUAAUAGAGUCUCUCUCUAGUUUUGUACGGUAGAUGGAAGGAUAGUGCUAACACGGUACAGUAGUGGCAGUCCACUUGUUUCAAAAAGUUUGAUAUAUAAAUAUAUAUAUACAUACAUAUAAAAGCUGCUAGAUACAAUCACUAAUUUUAUUGUGUUGACAGAGAAAAAUCAGCUAUGAACGACUGUUAAAAACCCUAAUUCUCCAACAGCAUAUAACCAUGACAGUGAGUUUCUAAAUGUUCGAUUGCUCUGUGUGAUGAAGUGGACACUUGUGCAUGUGUGUGGGUGCGCAAGUGUUACUAUAUAUGUGCGUUCUUGUGUGCCCACGACUGUGUGUGUGUGUGUGUGUGUGUGUGUGUGUGUGUGCGUGCUGUAUGUGUGCGGGGUUGGUGUGUAACCAAAUGUUUGGUUGGUUGUCAUAUUCUCCCAUUGUAAUUGGAUUGCCCUGCAUUAUUGCAAGCUGAACCAAGGUUUGAUGAACCUGAUUAAAACUUGCUGGCUGAGAAGCAAAAAUGUAGGACGUGCAUUUAUACAAAGUGUAGAGAAUGCUGAAAUAACACUUCUCAUUCUGCAUUAACCAGCACAGUGCAACUUCCUGUCAUGUACUGUAUUAUAUAUGCAACAUGUGUCUGUCUGCUUUAAUAUAUAUAUUUUUUUGACCUGCAUUAUAUAAGACUUCAGUUUUAACCACUUUGCUGCUAGUCUUUUAUCCUCUUUCAAUCUUGGAGAAAUUGUGCAUAUCUUUGGGAAUGCAUACAAGUGUACAUUCUUGACAUUGUGUAGAUUAAAAAAAAAGAAAGAAAAGCUAUAUAAACCUGUUUCUCUUCAGUGUAUUGUUUUAAAAACGGUUACUUUUCACAGCAGUUGAGUGGUUAUGUUUCGAUUCUCCGAUGCUUUGGUGCACUGAUGAUACUAUAUGUAAGCUUUUUUUCAUCUUACAGCGCUUGAUGUAACAUUUAUGUGAUUAGUUCUAAAUAGUGGAAGACAUUUGUGUUUUGAAACUUGCAGUAUAAAUGGUACUACUCUUAACUAUUCUGUAAACACUGCCUGUUUUCUUUCUUUCUUUUUCUUUCUUUCACUCUUCUUCUCUGUGCAUAUUUCUUUCCUGUGCAUCUAUUGUUUUCUCGAAGUUUCUUAGUGCCAUCGGCUUUCACAUCCUGACAACCUCAAAAAAGUGCCUCACGUCCAUCCUAGUUUCCAUUUUUAUAAUUUAACAUCUCUCGUUCUGGUUCUAUUGGUUUCUACACGUUUAGGUAUUUCCUCUCAUGGUUCGAGAAUACCAAGUAUAUGAUGUAAAAUUUAUAGUCCCAAUAACUCAUGUCAUAGUUGUAUUUUCUUUAUACAGAUGUAGCUCGUUACUUUUCAUAAAUAUAUAAUGUAAAUAUGCAUACAUAUGUUUGUAACUGUUUUUAUGUUACAUCAUACACUUGUAAUUUGACAUAUCAAAUAACAUUAUCAUAAUAAAAUGGUGAGUUUUAAUCUU
Epinephelus fuscoguttatus (brown-marbled grouper) is the source of this 7514-nucleotide messenger RNA. RefSeq names its product sprouty related EVH1 domain containing 1 (gene spred1). The transcript is spliced from 6 exons. Bases 849 to 2222 code for a protein of 457 amino acids. Gene Ontology annotation, biological process: multicellular organism development; negative regulation of MAPK cascade. NCBI's taxonomy places the organism in Eukaryota, Metazoa, Chordata, Actinopteri, Perciformes, Serranidae. Gene Ontology annotation, molecular function: protein kinase binding. The record is from RefSeq and is a predicted model, not a curated record. Gene Ontology annotation, cellular component: membrane.